Molecule: messenger RNA, 1395 nt
Organism: Saccostrea echinata
Lineage: Eukaryota; Metazoa; Mollusca; Bivalvia; Ostreida; Ostreidae
Exons: 4
Coding region: 47-1075 (342 amino acids)
Source: RefSeq, a predicted model, not a curated record
UUAUGCUGUAGUAGUUGAUCACCGCUGUUCGUUUUUAAAAUUGAUAAUGGCAUCCUCAACUGGAGCUCGGGAUCUGGAGCAGAUAGUACGGGACGGACUCAGUACAUUAGUGUUUGGAUUCGGAUACAAGGUAGGGAUCGUUGACCACUUCAUUAAGAUCAAGCAGCCGUGUACCGCAGAAGAACUCAGCCAACAAGCCGGGAUGAAGAUAAGAUACAUACAAGAGUGGCUGGGUUGCCUAGCAGCAGCAGGUAUUGUACAAGUCCAUGACGACGGCAGGUAUUCUCUUCCAUAUGAGGAGAAGGUAUUGAGAGAACAAGGCCGUAACGCCAGCGCCUUGCCGAUACUUUGUGAAGCUAUGCCUCUUCUUGAGAAAGCAGUUCCUGAAGAUGGACCCAGAGGUUACCCGUAUACUGCACCAUUCCUUAAAUUCGUGGAUGCAUUUCGCACACCUGAAGCUGUUCAAAACUGGACUCAAAAUUCUCUCCGUCCAGUGCUGGAAAUGAAACCAGGUAACGAGUUUACACUGUUAGAUUUGGGUUGUGGAUACGGAGCACACGCUAGAAAGAUAGCUCACCUGUAUCCCCAGAGUAACGUGUAUGGCGUCGACAUGGAUCAGAAAUCCAUAGACAGAGCUAACUCAGAGUUAAAUAAGGAGGGAUUAAAGAACGUUCAGUUCGUGUGCACCAUAGGAGGACAACUGCCAAGUGACUGGACAGAAAAGUUUGAUUUCGUCGUAAUAAAUGACGUCCUCCAUGACGCUCCGGGAGUGGAUGACCUUUUGGCGGAAGUAAAGCGUGUUCUACGGUCAGAUGGUUACGCCGCGGCUUUUGAUCCGCCUAUAUCUUCUUAUCACAAAAAUCAGGCGAAUGAUAAAAAAUCACAGUUAUUUUUACCAUUUAGUCUUUUUUCAUGUCUUCCUAUGAGCCUUUCGGGUCCUACCGGUGAGGGACACGGGGUGGGGUGGGGUUAUGAGCGUCGGAAGGAGACGAUAGAACAGCAUGAAUUCCAUGUGAUUAAAGUCGGCGAUAGCGACAUCAACACUAUACAAGAGAGGAUUGUUUUUCAGAAGUAACGGUUUCUCUACAAACGUUAGAGACUUAAAGACUCAUACUGCAAAAUGUUUAACCAGAAUUCAUGAAUAUUGUAAGCUAAUAACGCUAUUUGCACGUUUUCCAACAAAAUGAAAUCAAAAUUGAUCGUAUGGCCAAAAUACUCUUAUCAUACCUCUUAUAUAAUGUUCAAUUUUAUUUUUACCAAGAUUGGUCUUUUCUGAUCAAUUCCAUCACAAGACAUGGUUCAUUUUAUAACAUGAUUGAUAUUCAGAUCUAUUAUAUCAAGAUAAUUAUAUUAUAGCUCAUCAAAUUACCUAGUCUCUUUUCUACCUAUACAUGU